This is a messenger RNA of Macrobrachium nipponense, 9469 nucleotides long. RefSeq lists its product as uncharacterized. Gene Ontology annotation, biological process: multicellular organism development; cell-cell junction assembly; calcium-dependent cell-cell adhesion. Gene Ontology annotation, cellular component: catenin complex; adherens junction; plasma membrane. The record is from RefSeq and is a predicted model, not a curated record. The transcript is spliced from 30 exons. NCBI's taxonomy places the organism in Eukaryota, Metazoa, Arthropoda, Malacostraca, Decapoda, Palaemonidae. Bases 1 to 8721 code for a protein of 2906 amino acids. Gene Ontology annotation, molecular function: cadherin binding; calcium ion binding.
AUGAAGAGUGAGAGGGUGUACCCAGUAAGACCCAUCGGAACCCGUAAAGAGUUCUUGGCCCCACAUCCUUCUCCUUUCCUCCCCACCCCCAAGAAACUUUCAAGCAUAGUUGAACAGCCCACGAAAAGCUGCGUGGAGACUUUAUAUAGGAUAUGCAUUCUGCGUUAUACUGUCUCAUCACUUGUAAAUAACCUCCUUCACACUCGAGCCAUCAAAAGAUACCGAUGGUUCUUAUCGUCCACAACCUUUGCUCUGAAUAUGUUAGUAACAGCUAAGGAGGUCUACAACUCAUAUGGACGCCUUGUGUCUUCUUCGGAUAACACAGCAUGGUUCAGAGUAGCUGCUGAGAAUGGGGUUCUGUGCUCAUCUACUCGUAUGAACACAUAUUUUACAUUCUGCAGUUCGUUGGAGACAUACACUUUCCUGGCCAUGUGGAAGUCUGCUCCUGAAAGUGCUAUCGUCACAUCUUCCAUGAUGACGGUCCAACUGCAGUCUUUCCCGUUGAAUGCCACAUUCCUAUUCUGCUUCCUGUACAUCUUGAGUGGUGCUCCACUGGUGAUGGAUAUGUGGCAGUUGGUGGUUGGGAAGAGGUUGAGUUAUUCAUGUGGGCUGGCUGGCACAAAUGAUUUGCAUGCCCCGGUGUCGACAAGGAAUUCUGUGUUUGACCUUUCAUAUCUGACAAAGAAACACAUGAGGCCUUUGCGUUCAUAUCUGGAAGAAAGACAGAGCAAUAUCAUACCCUCGAAUUUGAAAGACUAUGAGAACUUUGAAAGUGAGAGACAAAAUGGUGUUCCAUGGGCGAAGGAAAACAAAGCGAUCUUCUCUGUGGGCAAAAUGGAAAGAAAUGACACUGCUACACGAUUGCUGUCAGAACCAGGUCGAGGUUUUGUCGAGUUCAGCCAAUCUCGAUACUGCACAGUGGUGAGUGAAGCCACGCCCAUUUCUGGUGACGUCAUCACAGUAUCAGCUAUUCACAGCAAAAAUGGGCCAAUCGUGCGUUAUAGCAUCACGGACGGAAACCGGGAAGGCAUCUUCAAAAUUGACGAAACUGCUGGAGUCAUCUCUUUAUCUGCCCCUUUGGACUUCGAAAGGAGAGUUCAGCAUGAUUUGGUGGUCUCAGCGGAAACAGCCGAUGGAGUGUCCGGAAGUGCCCAUGUGCAGGUCAUGGUAGAGGACGUGAAUGAUUCCCCACCUGUUUUCCUCAAAGCAAAUCCUGUGGUUACUGUAAUCGAGGAAGACGACCGCCAUCUUCCAGCUAUAAUUGCUAAGGUCACUGCCACUGACCUCGACGCCCUUGACAAAGAUGGACUAAUCUACCGAGUCGAGGGGGAUGGCAUAGAUGGCUAUCCGCCGGAAGAAGUUUUCUUCACCAUCAACACGGGGACAGGAGACCUCAUCCAACUCAAGGCACUAGAUCGAGACCCACCCGAUGGAAGAGGAGUAUGGAAGCUGACGAUAGAGGCAACUGACGGUCAGGCAACAAAGAACCGACGGGAGAACGAAAAAAAGUUCAUAGACGGGAGUGAAACGAGCUAUGAUAUAAACUCGUCGAUCUGGCCGGAAGAGAUACCGACUGGAGGAAACACCAUCUGGAAAGAAGCUUUCGCAAGUAAAAGAAAUCCUCAGGGUUUGCUGAGGGAUGAUGUUGUGAUGAGAAAUGCCAGGGAGAGCUACAUUUCGAAAAGGGGGCAAAACUUAAAUUCUCAUACUAACCCAGAUGGAAAAGGGCUAAACAGGAAACCGGCAGAACAAACGAAAGCUUGGGAACAUAGACAAAAAAGGCACAAUAUAUAUCAUAAACCUGACUCCCAGAAGUUGAUUCAAACUGAUAAAAACCAAGAUACAGAUUCGGUGAUCGAUAAAAAUGAAUUGAAAGAUAAAACCAAUGUGCGUCUCUUCAGAAAGAUAACUUCCUGGAAGGAGAUUGACCCUGGUAUAGAUACGGAAUGUAGGAAUGAGAAAUCAUGUAGCAUUUUGGGAAAAAUCGAUACAGAUCGGCAUCAAAAUAAAAACGCGCAAAAGAAAGAAAGGGAAAGGCAGGACUGGAAACCCCAUGAUAAUGAACGAUAUUCCUGGAUAUAUCGGGAGGAGGAUAACCAGAAUUCCAGGAGUAGUCACGGAAAGAAAUACCGAUAUCGGAACCCCAAAGAUAAAGGUGUCUGGAAUAACCAAAAACGUUUGGAAAACAACGGAAACUUUGAUGGAAAUCUAAAGAGAGAAAACGGAUGGGUCGGAAAAAAUGUAAAAGCACAGGGGACGAACAUCAGAAGACAAACGAAGCAAAGAAAAAAACGAGACAAUUUAAAACAGGAGUCGACGGACUUGGUCAGAACAACGCAAAAGUGGGUCGAACACAAGCGGGUGACACUCACAACAGGGAAAUCUUUACCGGGACAGGAAUUUGGCCUCGGAAAUUACAUACUGAAUGGGAGGGCUCUGCGAGGAGCAUCGGGUCAAGAAUCUCGACGUUUGUUGGAAUCCAGACUCAGACGGCUGAGUACCAGAGAGACUCAAAGAGCUUUCGGGCAAGAUUGGGGGAGGCCAUUAAGACAUUUAUUGGCAAAUUCUUUGCACGAUCUCAUGGAAGAAGCCGAAGAGGCCGAGGAGGUUAAGGCGGAUUAUGAUGUUGGGGACAUUGAUGAAGAUGGGGAGGACGAUGAAGGUAAACAUAAUGAUGAUUUUGAUGUUGAUGAUGAUGAUGACGUUUUUGGUUGGGAAACUAAGGAGGAUGAUAAUGAUCGUGAUAGCAGUAAGGGCAAUACCGAUGAUUAUAAAGAAUAUGUUGAUAGUAGUUAUAAUGAAACUGAUCUUGAAGAUUAUGAUGGUGGGGGUAAUGCCACUGUUGAUAAUUAUGGUGAUUAUGAUCUCGGAGAUUAUGUUGUUGGUAGAAAUGGUGGUGCUGAAGAAUAUUACGAUGAUGGUAUCAUAAAUGACAAUGAUGAUGACGAUACUAAUAAUUAUGAAGAUCACAGGGAAGAUGGGGAUUAUGAAGGAAAUAAAGACGUUCAUGGUAGCCCAGAUUACAGCCGUGGUCGUAAUGAAGGUACCGAUAUACACACUGGAAAAAUAGCAAAAACGAAUGAUCUUCAGCAAGACGGAAACAAAGGUUCCAGUUUUCCUGUAGUGAAAAGUGGAACAUUACAUGAUGAGGAAGGUUGGAAUGAAGGAGGUCCAUUCGUGAGGAAGAGUGAUAAAAUAACAAAAAGAAUCGAGCCCCAAAAGAGCGAAUACAUAACAAAUAAAGGGAAGAGAAGAGGCGACAACGGCAAUAUAAGAAACCUCCCCAAACCGAAAAAACCUUUCGAGGAAAGAGAACCUCAGGUUAACAAACACAAAAAGCGGGAAAGAGAUCAACACGAAAUCCACCCAAAUCGCAAUAAGAACAUCGGAGCGCAAUGGCAAGUGUGGCAUGAGGACGAAAAAGCAAUAAACAGAAGAGAAUCAAACGAAGGAGAAUCCAAUAACCUUACUCUCACCUGGAAAGGAAAGAAAACGAUGGGAAAAAAACUGAGAUCUAUCGUCGAUGACAGGUCAGAGAGAGGGAGAUUAACUGGCGAUGAAAAUAGAAAGACAAACUUUGUUUAUAACUUUUCCUGGGCUCAGGAUCUCGGCAGAACUCACAGUGUGAGACACAGCGACUUGAAACGAGUGAAUAAGAGAAGGGUCAUUGUGAACAAAACACACAGAGGAAAAGGGGGCGACACGAAAUUCCUGUGGAAAACCAAGGCGUUAGACGACUCUGUCAAGGAUGAUGAUUCCAAAUCGGUACAUGCUGUUGCCAAUAACAGAAAUGGUAGGCAGAUUAGAGUUAAAACAGAGGAAGGUCGUUUCCAUACAAUACAAAGUUUAGUGCAAAAUGUGUUAAUACAGGGAGAAAAUAUGGGAUAUAAAAACCUUGAUGUACACGAAAUUCCAAAGAAAAUUGAGCAAUAUUACAGGUCUCCUAGAAAGGGACAACAAAGAGAAGGGAGCUUUAACAAAAAAGGAAAAAAUAUAAAUGGCUCUUACAGGCUAAGCAGUGGAACACAAAAAGCAAUAAAAUUACGCCACCAUGAUUCAAGUCUACAAUCCACUGCUCUCAAGAAGUCCCACAGCUUUUCCAAAGCUACUGGAACUAAUAUUACUUCCCACCUGUCGUCGACCAAAUCAAGUCAAAAUGAGAAGAAAAAGAAAAAAAUACCAACACACACUCUCCUUUCUCAGGAAACAUCAUUGCAUCUAAAGCUAAAGGGACCGAACACUUCGAAGGGUAGUAAGCAUUAUCCUGAUUUGAAUUCUUCGUUGGCAACGAAUCCAUAUUUUCCAAAAACCUCGAGGGAACACACAGCGGAAGAAGGGACAAGCAACACGGGAAAAGAUGAAGAGAGACCACUAAAAGAAAGGAAUAAGACUAAUUAUUUGGACCUGAGGACAUUGCGCAGACGUGAACUUCGGCAUGAGGAAGGAAAUGGCUGCAGUAAAGCCAAAAUGAAUAGCGAUUACGGCCGAGAAAUUAAAUCGGGACUUUAUCACGGAUAUGACCAAGGCCGAGUUCAUAAAGUGACGACAACUGUAACAAUAAUAGUGAAGGACAUCAACGACAAUGCGCCCAUUUUCCCCGAGAACGUCAUGAUGGGAGAAGUUCGAGAGAAUGGCCAGCUUGGCGUUUCCGUGGCGCGGAUCUCCGCGUGGGAUGCUGACGACAGCACCGAAGGAUUGAACGGCAGGGUCACCUACUCCAUCGAGAAAAAUGUCAUCGACGAAGAAACAGGGAGAGCCAUUUUCAACGUCGACCAAGAGACAGGUGUCAUAAGGACGGCCCUUUGCUGUCUGGACCGGGAAACGACGCCUGAGUAUCAGAUUCAAGUCGUUGCCACUGACGGAGGAGGACUCAAAGGCACGGGGACGGUGGUCAUCCGCAUAGGAGACGAGAACGACAAUUCGCCCGAGUUUCCGAGCGAGCGCUUCGAGCUGGAAGUGGACGAGACUUGGGGCAACGACAACCCCGACCCCGUCACGCCCCUCAUGGAGGUCACCUGCUUCGAUCCGGACGUGGACAAUGACUUCCUGUACAGAAUUAUUCAGGAAAGCGGUUGGGGCUGGGAUUACUUCGACAUGAGGUCAGAAGGCAGAGUGGGUCAGCUUUUUGUCCGAAGACCACUCGAUUACGAAAACCCGUCGCAUCGUCGUGAACUGGCCUUCAAGUUGCAAGUCACUGACAGGGGAGAAGAAGGGUGGACAGAUCCUGCCCAUGUGGACACAGCAUGGGUGAAGGUACAAAUAAAGGACGUGAAUGACAAUGCCCCAGCGUUUGACACCACUCAUGCCCAGAUAUCCAUCAUGGAGAAUGCCCACAAAGGAACUAAAUUAGCCAUUUUCCAUGCCCAUGAUCCUGACAAGGGUGGAAACGGUGUGGUAGAUUACAAGAUAACUGACCUGGAAGACAUCUUGGAGAUCGACGACGAAGGCGUCGUCAGAAUUAAGACCGAUUCCCUGGAUAGGGAGUCACUGAAGGAGGACGCAGCGGUCGUCAGGAUAAUGGGCAUCGAUCGUGGGCAGCCUCCCUUAACAUCGACAGCUACCCUGAGCCUGUCCGUCAUGGAUGUCAACGACAGUCCCCCUUACCUCCUUCCUCCAACUGUUUUCCAUAUACCAGAGGGCGCCCCGCCUACGCGACUCGGCCUCCUGAAGGCAUAUGACGAUGACUCGUGGGCGUUGGGGAACGGUCCGCCUUUCAACAUUUCCUUUGCAUCAUCUAAUCCGGGUUACGUCCGUGAAAUCGUUGACCUGCAAUUCAGUAAUAAACUAGACAGCGGCAGAGGAGCAGCGACGCUGUGGACGAGGAAACCAGUAGACCGAGAAAAGCAUCACCAGUUGGAUGUCCGGGUGAUACUGACGGAUGCCCGAGGGUUGGCGAACGAACAGACCGUCACAGUGGUGGUGGAUGACGUCAACGACAACCCUAUGAAGCCCGGCAAGAAGACCAUCUACCUCUACAAAAUUCAGGGCAGAGGCGGGAGUAUGAACGUGCCCUUGGGCAGAGUCUACGUGGAUGACCCCGACGACUGGGACCUGAAGGACAAGACCUUCAAGUGGGCGACUUCAGCCCAUCCUCUCUUCACCCUGGACCAGCAGGAGGGCACAAUUUAUGUCUCAAGUCAGGUCAGGGAGGGAAGGUAUCUCUUGGAAUUUUCUGUAAGUGACAGAGUUUCGAGACAGAGGGCUGUUUCCGCCAAUGUGACUGUCGUAGUGAAGUCCCUGGAAUAUAGAACGCUUUUGAAUGCCGCCCCCAUCAGCCUCUUUCCUGCUUCACCAGCUAAAAUUACUAAAGACUGGAAUCCUGUGGAGGGUGGAGGUAUCUUAGGUAAGCUCUUAGAAGGAAUCCUAGGCAUAGUUGGGAAAGACGAACACACACCGGAGGUUGUCAGCGUCUAUGGCAACAAUGACAACGACCACAAAGACAGCCGGCACCAGAAAACUGAGGCAUCGAGCUUUGCGUCCCAGAGCGUCCGACAUCAACUCCAUGGACACGCAUCUCUCGCCUCUUCUUCCUCCUCAUCCUUCGAUUCCAGAUACUCUGGGCCGUCGGCGCCUGUCGUCUCCGUUUGGCUCACUGUCAGGAACAGGACAGGAGGGGACUUCAUGAAUCCAGUGAAACUAAAAGGACUCCUUAGUCUUCACAGAAACCAGCUGGAAGAAUCCACUGGACUGAAUGUAACCAUCGAAGGAAUGGAGAACACAUAUCUAGGGCUGAGGAACAAACACCGUCAUCAGAGCCAUCGAACAAACAAAGUCGGAACGAUGAAGCACCGGAAAAAGAUGCCUUCAAAAACUCAAGAUAGUCACUUGUUCAAGGACGCCAGUGAACCAACUAACGAACGGGAAUUGGACAAUGCCCGAAUUAUGGGAAAGGAAGCCGAAGUAUCUGGAAAUAAGGACUUUUACACCACUCGGUACAAAGCUGAUGCCAGCGGAGGACCAAACACUAUGGCCUCAGUGUCUUCUAGCGUUAUCCAUCUCCAGGUCAUAGAUACAAACAACACUUCCUUAGUGACACCUCGCCUCAAGCACUUUUAUGAUUGCAAGAGUCCUUCAAUAUCUCAACCACGUCAGGAGCAGGCUUGCUUGCCAGGUUCAUGUCUUAAUGGUGGCAGAUGUGUCCAGUUCUCAGAUGGAAAAAGAUGCAUCUGUCCUGGAGGGUCGGUGGGCUUCAACUGCAAAGUUCUUUCUCGGUCGUUUAUGGGUUCCGGAUGGUCUUGGCUGCCUUCCAUUCCACCAUGCUUUCCAUCCACAAUGUCAUUGAAAAUUCUUACAAAGCAGAGGGAAGCACUUCUCCUUUACUCAGGACCAAUUGAAAUUAAGGAGGAAAGGUUACCCUUCAUGGCCAUUCAGCUGUCUGGUGGUUACCCUGAACUAGUAACAAACAGCUGGGCUGGAAGAGCAAAGUUACAAGUUGAUACUCAAGUAAAUGAUGGAUCUUGGCAUACAAUCCACAUCAAACUCGAUCAUGGGGGAGUAUCGAUGGUGACUGAUGCAUGUGGCCAGGGCUGGAGUCACCAAAAUAAUGACACUCACUGUGCUGCCAGAGCUUUGUGGACUCACCCAGACCGUCUAGGUUCAUGGGUUGUAUCGAGCCCACUUCAAGUGGGUGGGUUAGCCCAAGAGAGUGAUUACCAUAAUCACGGAUGGGACGAGCGACCAAUCACCCAACCUCUGCAUGGAUGUGUGUCGCACAUUACAAUUAAUGGUGAGCUCUUAGAUCUGGGUGAGCCAGCAUUAAGUCAAGGUAGUAUGCCAGGGUGUCAAAGGCAGGAAGUGACUUGUGUAGAUGAAGCCAGUGAUUGUAGUUUACAAGAAAUGUGCCAAAAUGAGCUUCAGAAACCACUAUGUAUCUGCAACUCAGGUUCCAUGGGUUCAGAAUGCCAGGAGCCUACUGUGCCAGCAACACUAGGUCCAGCUUCUUACUACAAAGUGGCCUUAUCUUUCACACCGUCCCGUUAUAUGCUGACACUACAAAUUAGGAUGAAGGCACAAGGGCAGCCACAAGGAUUACUCAUACAUGUGGCAGAUAGUCAUGUUCAACAUUCCCUUUCAGUACAGCUUCAUGCAGGAAAAGCCUGCCUUGAGGAAUCCAGAAACGGGGAGAGAUUACAAAUUGUUUGUAUUGAAGGGUUCCUCAUUGGAGACAAUAACUGGCAUCUGCUCCGAGCAGAGCGUUAUGGCCAUAAUCUGAAGAUCUCCGUAGACGAUGGUGAUGGAUUCUUACAGAAUGAGUCAUUUCCAAGCCUUGUUACCCACGUGGAUGAAGAAUGGGUCAAAGAAAUGCCCAUCCCCUUGGAAGUGAAUCGAAAUGAUGGUGUCACCAUUGGAGGUAUGCCCGAAUACACAGGUACCAAGCUUCUUGCAGUACACAACGAUCUACAAGGAGUAUGUAUCGAUGACCUUCGAAUUUCGGGUCAUCAAAUCCCGAUCCCUCCUGGAGUCAAUAACAGCAAAUGGGGUCAGGUCACAACCCAGGAGGGGCUUUUGCAAGGAUGCGUUCUCCCGGACAUUUGUCAAAAUUUCUCUUGCAAAGCUCCGCUGACUUGCAAUCCUACAUGGCCCGAACCUACAUGCAGUUGCGGCUACGGUCUCCAAUAUGUUGGUAACAGCUGCAGGGACAUUAAUGAAUGCCUCUGGAGCCCUUGCUUAAACGGAGGCUCCUGCCACAACCUACACCCGGGGGUACUUCUGUCAAUGUGACAGAUGGUUCCUGGGGGAGAAUUGCCAAUUUCGAAAAUGGGACACCAUGGGACGAACCCUCACAGCCCAGGCACUCAUCGCGACCGUCACCGUCUCUCUGCUGGUGAUCGUGUUAUUAGGUCUAAUUUUCUCGAUAAGACGCCAUUGCAUUCGGAGCCAGCGAGGUCUACAAAGUCAAGACAAAGACCAAAUGAGGAAUAACGGCGACGCUGCCACGGCCAUAAAGGUUCUCAACGGGGAAAAACCCGGACGCGGGAAAAGGCAGGACUCCGCCGCUAGCAUCAAGACUCCCGCCACAGAUGCGGCCGAAGAAGUGGAAGUUGUCAUCUUGAAAGAGAAUCCUCCGCACGAUCCCCACCUGGAGUUUAUGGAGAGACUGCGGUUGUCCCAUCAAGCGUCCUCUCUUGUGGAUAAAGAAGGGAAAGGCAGUUCAUCUUCCAUCAUAUCCCAAACAUCAGCCUCCGUAGAGAGCACUAGCAGUUGCAGUCCAAGGGACCAUAAGCAUCGGAGCCACAUAAAAAGCAGCCACAAGCUGAAAGGAGUUGAGCUCUCACUCUCAGAAGAAGUGCACAUAGCCACUCUCUCCAGUGGGAGUAACCCUGGAUGACAGUAACAGAACAAAGCUACCUGAAGUGAUUUCCAAGGAUUUCGUUGUAGGUUCCUUUUUUAUUCUCUGUAAGAAAAGACCCAAAAUUUAUGGUGUGCCAAAAGCUAUAAUAUUUGUGAAAGGAGAAUGAAUAAAUAUUUG